AAAAAAAAAUCCCCAAAAAAGAAAAAGGGAAAUGUCACAGGGCUGUUGGGCUGGUCCGAGUCCACUGUUGAACAUUUGUGCCGCAAACUUCCCAAACAGGAGGGAGCUUUUGAAGAAUUGAAAAAAUGGCGAGCGCUCUCGUCUCCAGAGUAGCUUCAACCGAACGGACGCCAAGCUUUUUUAGACUCUCUUUCGACUUAUUGCGGCGUUUCAGCGCAAACCCAUCAACUGGUUCUACUUCUUCUUCUUCAGCGGCUGCGGCCAAUUCCACCAAGCCAAGGCGCAAGAAGAAGAAGAAUUUUUUCGAGGUGGCUCAGUUUUUACCCAACUGGGGUGUUGGAUAUCACAUGGCUAAGAGCCACUGGACCAAUGUCUCCUAUCAGAUCACAAAGAUCAAUCUUUAUAAGGAUGGAAGGCACGGGAAAGCUUGGGGUCUUGCUUAUAAAGAUGGUUUGCCAGUUGCUGAACCUAAAAAGAUUAGCGGGGUUCACAAACGCUGCUGGAGAUACGUUCCAAAUCCAAAGAAAGCAGAGCCGGAGGCUGUAAAUCCUGAGGUUCAGGCUGCUUGAUUCUAUUUCCUUGUCACACUGGAUCAACACACAUAUGACAUGUAUUUGCCUCUGAGGACGAGUCAUAGGAAUGUUAGGAUUAGGCCUUUACUUGAUCUCUACAAAAUGUACUUUUUAUUCCUUUUCUUCCGAUCCCUUGCAAAAGCUAUGGCUUAGGUUCUUUUCCUCGGACUCCUCUAAAGCUUGAGAGCUUGGUUCUUUAAUCUCCUGAACAUCUUGAAUAGAUAUGGACACAGGUUUUGGGACAUGUAUUAAUGGAUAGUGGAUUGUUUUUGCUGGUGGAAAAAUGGUAAUUGAUUUCUCCAUUAAUGAGAUAGCUUUUCAAGCAAGUUUAAUGUUCCUUGAGUAUAUGGAAUCAAGGCAACAGGCAGAUAACAACAAUCUAGAAGAAAUUAAGGGUAAAUUCAACAAGUUAGGCAGGGCAACUUAAGCCGGCUUUGCGGUCCCUUGUAGGGCUGCCUAAUUGCCUCUGCAUAGCUCCUCUCACCUAAGCAAACCUAUUUUCAUUGACCAAACAUACC
Oldenlandia corymbosa var. corymbosa is the source of this 1090-nucleotide messenger RNA. Lineage: Eukaryota; Viridiplantae; Streptophyta; Magnoliopsida; Gentianales; Rubiaceae. The record is from the annotation of a GenBank genome assembly.